AUGACAAGAAUAUCACAAUCGAAGUUACCUGUACUGAACAAGGAACGUUGCAACCAUAUCCGCCAACUAUCAACUGCACCCAGAUACUAUUUAGAUUCCGACAAAGAUUUGAUAGAAAAAGAAACACCGAAUUAUCAAGUUGUUCAAAGCUCUUGUCGCCAAUGCCACCCAUUUGGCACAGAAUUCUGUGAAAAAGUAGAAGGAGGUUUCGCGUGCAAAUGCACACUCGGAUGGACCGGUUUCACAUGCUGGAAUUCACCGGACCAAUGCGCGCUUACUCAGCUGCAAUGCGGUCCUAACGGCAAGUGCAUUUCGGAUGUUGACGGGGCGUACUGUGAAUGCAGUGAAUUUUACGAUGGAAAACAAUGUGAACACUCAAAGCUGAGUCUCGAGUCAUAUUUUUUCAAUGAGGUAAGCGACAUUAAACUUGCAACCUUGACAUUGAUCCAGUUUCAAAAAUUACAACAAAAAACCAGUUAA
Molecule: messenger RNA, 480 nt
Organism: Cylicocyclus nassatus
Lineage: Eukaryota; Metazoa; Nematoda; Chromadorea; Rhabditida; Strongylidae
Source: the annotation of a GenBank genome assembly